CACAGAACUGCUCACCACCACUCCACAGCUGAGAUGGGUGUUGGUGUCACGGACGUGGGUUUGCUCCUCGCUGUGAUGCAAGGCGUCUUCAGUGAAACUUGGGUUCUGACGGCGCCUCGGAGAAUCGUGGGCAUCAGCGACUCCUGUGUCACGGUCCCGUGUCACUUCCAGGUCCCUGACGAGCAGCAGGCAAACAUCCUGAACUGCUCCAACAGCGCUAACUGGAGGAGAGGGGCAUUCUUUAAUCCAAAGACUGAACAGGCAGAAAUAAUCGGCGACCUAACGAAGAAGAACUGCACCACGGUGAUGAAGGGCUUCUCAAACAUCCACAACGACUUGUACUUCUUCAGACUCGAAUGUCCGAACCUCAAAUUCACUUUCCGAGAUGGGAUCAGCAUCAGCACUCAAUCAGAGCCGUCUCCUCCUCAGCUCAGCGUGGUGGGUCAGGCGUCAGAGGGCGUCCAGGCCCGGCUGCAGUGUGAGACCCCGGUGUCCUGCUCCGUCCUGCCCCCCUCCCUCACCUGGUCCCCCCGUGACGCCUCCAGCCAGGAGGAGUCACACAUGAAGCAGAGCACAGACGGGUCGAUGACCAUGACCUCCACGCUGACCUUCAUGGCCUCGGCCGACCAUCACAACCAGAGCAUCUUCUGCUCGGUCUCCUACCCGCUGUCCACCGGGGGCAGCAGCUCGCCGGCGGCAGCAAGUCGAAGACUCAGCAUCCUGUAUGCUCCUCGAUUCACCAGGGCAACAAUCAGCCCGUCCGGACCGGUUUUCGAAGGGGAAACCGUGACGUUGACGUGUUCGAGUGACGCAAACCCUCCAGUGACGCGCUACACCUGGUUCAGAGAGGAGCGAGGGCAGAUCCGAGCGCUCGCACGAGGACAGACUCUGGAUCUGCAGGUCAGCCUGUCGGACAGAGGGGCGUAUCUGUGUCAGGCUCAAUCUCCCAGAGGAUCUCAGAGGAGCACAUCGGUGUCUCCGGAGGUCGGCGCCGCUGAAGCCCCAGGCCACAGUGAAGCUCUGGUGAUGAUGCCCUACGUCCUGUGUGGAGUCGUGUCCGUCCUCUACGUCCUGACGGUCCUGGUGGAUUUGUACAAGUACCACAGUCUCUCCCAGCGGCUGAAGAAGAUUGAGGUGAAGGGGGAAUGCACCUACACUGAUCUGAAGACCAACCAGGUCAACUCUGACUACGACCAACUCCAGCUGAAACCAAAUCCUCCUCCUGAAGUUCCCGAGUAUGAGAACAGCAGCUCCAUGCAGCUCACAGUCACAGACGGACGCUGAGAGGAGGAGUCACUGCUUCUAUCAACGUGUUUUUAAAUGCAUAAAUGUACGUGUUUGUUAAGUGGCUUCAG
Molecule: messenger RNA, 1355 nt
Organism: Limanda limanda (common dab)
Lineage: Eukaryota; Metazoa; Chordata; Actinopteri; Pleuronectiformes; Pleuronectidae
Product: sialic acid-binding Ig-like lectin 7
Exons: 12
Coding region: 34-1284 (416 amino acids)
Source: RefSeq, a predicted model, not a curated record